Molecule: messenger RNA, 3839 nt
Organism: Myotis lucifugus (little brown bat)
Lineage: Eukaryota; Metazoa; Chordata; Mammalia; Chiroptera; Vespertilionidae
Product: zinc finger protein 791-like
Exons: 4
Coding region: 102-1943 (613 amino acids)
Biological process (GO): negative regulation of transcription by RNA polymerase II
Cellular component (GO): nucleus
Molecular function (GO): RNA polymerase II transcription regulatory region sequence-specific DNA binding; DNA-binding transcription repressor activity, RNA polymerase II-specific
Source: RefSeq, a predicted model, not a curated record
CGGAAGUUCAGUCAGAUCUCAUCUCCCUUGUUCUGUCCUCAUCUGCGAUCUGUAAGGUGGUGGGAGCUGCGGGCGGGACUCGGGAGGUCCAGGAACUAGAAAUGGACUCAAUGGCCUUUGAGGAUGUUAAUGUGGAGUUCACCAUGGAGGAGUGGGCUUUCCUGGAUCCCACCCAGAAGAAACUCUACACAGAUGUGAUGCUGGAAACCUUCUGGAACCUGGCAUCAAUAGCAUGUAUUUUAGAAGAAAAAGGUGAAGACCAUGACACUGAAGAUAAGUAUGAAUAUCAUGGGAUGAAUCUUAGCAGUCAUAUGGUAGAGAGAGUCUGUACAAGGAAGGAUGGUAGUCAAUGCAGAGAAAACUUCAGCCAGAUUUCAAAUCAUAAUGGAAAGAGGGAAACUCCUACUGAAAUAAAACAACCUAAAGCCACGUUGUGUAGGCAAAUAUUCAUGCGUUACUUAUCCUUGAAUAAUCACCUGAGCUCUCUCACUGGACCCAAACUAUACCUGUUUCAAGAAUAUGAAGAAAACCCUUCUAAGUGUAAGGAACCUGAGAAAGCUUUCAAGCAUCACCAAAAUAUUCGAAGCCAUGAAGGCAGCCCCAGUGGGAAAGCUUUUCACUAUUCAGCCUCCCUUAGAAAUCAUGAAAAAACUCAUACUGGAGAAAGACGCUAUGAAUGCAAGCUUUGUGGUAAAGUUUUCUCUUAUUCAACUUCCCUCCAAAAUCAUAAAAGAACUCAUACUGGGGAAAGACCGUAUGAUUGUAAGCAAUGUGGAAAAGCCUUCUUUACUCUACGUACCCUCCGAUAUCAUGAAAGAAUUCAUACUGGGGUAAAACCAUAUGAAUGUAAGCUUUGUGGUAAAGUUUUCUCUUAUUCAACUUCCCUCCAAAAUCAUAAAAGAACUCAUACCGGAGAAAAACCGUAUGAUUGUAAGCAAUGUGGAAAAGCCUUCUUUAAUGUACGUACCCUCCGAUAUCAUGAAAUAAUUCAUACUGGGGUAAAACCCUAUGAAUGUAAGCAAUGUGGGAAAGCUUUCAUGUUUCCAAGUACCCUCCAAUGCCACGAAAGAAUUCAUAGUGGGGAAAAACCCUAUAAAUGUAAGCAUUGUGACAAAGCUUUCUCUCAUCCCACUUACCUCCAAUGUCAUGAAAGAACUCAUACGGGGGAAAAACCUUAUAAAUGUAACCAUUGUAGUAAAGCUUUCUCUUAUGCAUCUUCCCUCCGAUGUCAUGAAAGAGCUCAUACUGGGACAAAACCCUAUGAAUGUAAGCAAUGUGAGAAAGCUUUCUUUGCUCUAGGUGCCCUCCAACGUCAUGAAAGAAUUCAUACUGGGGAAAAACCCUAUAAAUGUAAGCAUUGUGGCAAAACUUUCGCUAAUGGAUCUUCUGUCCAAUGUCAUGAAAGAAUUCAUACUGGGACAAAACCCUAUGAAUGUAAGCAGUGUGGGAAAGCUUUCGUUACUCUAAGUAACCUCCGACAUCAUGAAAGAACUCAUACUGGGGAAAAACCCUAUAAAUGUAAGGAUUGUGGCAAAUCUUUCGCUAAUGUAACUUCCCUCCGAUGUCAUGAAAAAAUUCAUACUGGGGAAGAACCCUAUAAAUGUAAGUAUUGUGGUAAAGCUUUCUCUUCUUUAACUUACUUCCGAUGUCAUGAAAGGACUCAUACUGGGGAAAAACCUUAUGAAUGUCAGCAAUGUGGAAAGGCUUUUUGUCUUUCCCAAUCUCUUAGAAGUCAUAAAAAAAUGCAUACUGAGGGGAAAUCCUAUGAAUGUAAGCAAUGUGGGAAAGCUUUCGUUGCUCUAGGUGCCGUACUCCGACAUCAUGAAAGAACUCAUACUGGGGAAAAGCCCUAUGAAUGUCAGCAGUGUGGAAAAGACUUCAGUUGUACCUCACAUCUUCGAAGACAUAAAAGAACUCACAAUGGAAAGAAGACUCAUGAAUAAGAAAUGAGGUAAACCGUUUUUGCCAUUCUUUUUCUCAUAGUGGAGAGAAACCGCAUCAAUGCAAGGAAUGUGGUAAAGCCUUUAGGUUCCAACUAGUUUUUACAGACAUGUGAAAACAAAAUGUAUUGAUAAACACCGUUAAUGUAAAGAAUAGCCAAGAGCCUUCAUUUAUCUCUCAGCUAUGCCAUCAUGUAUGAUAAUCCUUAUUGGGGAUGGGCCCUAGUAAUGUAAGAGGGUUAGAAAGCAUUCAUUUUUUCCAGUUUAUUGUAAAGAAUGAAAGAACUCAUUGAAGAGAUCCCUGUCAUGUAAGGAUUGUAGAAGAACCUUUGGCCAUCCUAGUUCUUUACAAAAUCAUGAAGGGACUCACACCCAACAAUAUGUGUAUGAACAUAAGGAAUGUGGGAGAGCCUUUCUUGGACAUGUGAGAAUGCACCUGCUGAAAUAGUGUAUAUGUAGAGAAGGUGGGAAAACCUUCAGCUGUCUCUUUUCCUUGGAAAGAUCAUUAAAAAAACUCAAAUUUGAGAACUGUAUUUAAUGUAAAAAUAUAGGAAAACCUUCAUGUUGCCUUAUGUCCCUACAAUAAUACAAUGUGAAAAUGUACACUGGAUAGAUACUGUAUAAUUUCCUAUUAAAAAAAACGUUUAAAUUUUAACAAAUACUUUCAGAGUAUCUUGAAAACUGCACUGGAAGGAAAUCCUAUUAGUGUAACUAACUGGUACAUGUAAACCUGUUGCAAAUGAAGUCAUAUACUCCCCAAAAUCACAGCAUUAAAGAAGUUCUAUGAACUUUUGACAAAUUUGGUCAUUAUCAGUACUCAUUCUUUUUUUGUUGGUUUCUUAAAAUUGAUGCUUUAGAGUGAGGAAGGCAGAGAGAGAAAUAGAGGGAAACAUAGAUGUGAGAGAGAAACACCAAUGGGUUGUCUUUCCUGUGCCCUGACCAGUAAUGUGCCCUGAUGGGUAUUGAAUGAAUAGGCCCUACACGCAUAUAUAUCCUUUUUAAAUUUUCAAUUGCACUUGAAAUUCACUAUUCUUUUAGUCAAUAAGUAUUUGCCACAUUUGUACAUACUUACUGUUCACUAUAGAGUCCCCCUGUGUAUUAUUUUCAUGUAUUUUUGUGUGUGUUGCUUUUGGCUGGGAAUUGUGCUAUGGGGUUCGCAUUAAGAAGAGAAUAUUUGCCAAAACCAGUUUGGCUCAGUGGAUAGAGUGUCGGCUUGCGGACUGAAAGGUCCCAGGUUCGAUUCCGGUCAAGGGCAUGUACCUAGGUUGCAGGCACAUCCCCAGUAGGAGAUGUGCAGGAGGCAGCUGAUCGAUGUUUCUAUCUCUCUAUCUCUCUCCCUUCCUGUCUGUAAAAAAUCAAUAAAAUAUAUUUUCAAAAAAAAAAAGAAUAUUUUAGUUUGUUUUUCUAAAUCUUUGCCCUGCCAGCCAAGAAUAGCCUCAAAACUGCCAGCCACUUCUUUACUUCCAUUGAUGUCGGUGUAAGCUUUACAGUUGUUCAGAAUUCAACAUUAAAGUUCCACUAUAGGUUGGCUUUUCCUUCAAGCCCAUAGGUGUCCACCAGGCAACAAAUGUAGACUGUCAUGGUUGAGACUGUUCUCGGAAGGGUAUGCACUGUUCUGUUGAUUGCAUUUGCAUUAGAUCUAGUUUUUCUAGUAAUCAUCUUGUCCUGUUGGUACUACUGACUAAUUCAGAUCCCAUUGUGACAGCUGCAAUGGUUCAGUGCCAAGGAGCCCCUUGACAGUUUGUUCUUGUACCACCCUCUGCAGUGAGGGCUCUGAGCCAGUCCUUCCAUGUGAGAAUCAGCACUUUCUUCAUUUCCGGCAGACUCUGAUGUGUGCUGUCACUCAGAGCUGAUCCUAAUCUCUCAAUAUUUUCAGUUAUCUUGGGUUGUAUGUGAUUA